AUGGACACCUCCCUCGAAGACGUACACGUGAAAUUGCUCGUCCUCGAUCUCCUCUCCUUGACAGUUCAUAACUCCCUGCACUCCUCUUCUGUCACCUUCAGCCGGAAGGGUAGGCGUGUUGCACGUGCUGAGACAAUUGGGAUGGUGCCUCCUCUCCACCAACGCGAACAUGGGCGGGACCUCGGUGUGACGGCCGAGAUAGCUCGCAUGGAGGCAGCCGCAGUCAAGUUGGGGAAAUUGGUCCGGGUCAGAGGGAGGAUCACCUUGUAUCGGGGGUCAAUUCAGUUGAAGGUGAGGGAUGUGUUGGUUGAAAACGAUUCCAACAUAGAGAUCCUCCACUCCCUCGACUGCAUUAGAUUGGCUAAAGAAGUUUAUGAUAAGUCGGGUCCAUCUAAUCGUUAA
Molecule: messenger RNA, 402 nt
Organism: Zingiber officinale
Lineage: Eukaryota; Viridiplantae; Streptophyta; Magnoliopsida; Zingiberales; Zingiberaceae
Product: CST complex subunit STN1-like
Exons: 2
Coding region: 1-402 (133 amino acids)
Source: RefSeq, a predicted model, not a curated record